Molecule: messenger RNA, 791 nt
Organism: Lonchura striata (white-rumped munia)
Lineage: Eukaryota; Metazoa; Chordata; Aves; Passeriformes; Estrildidae
Product: leukotriene C4 synthase
Biological process (GO): leukotriene biosynthetic process
Cellular component (GO): membrane; nuclear envelope; endoplasmic reticulum
Molecular function (GO): enzyme activator activity; glutathione transferase activity; glutathione peroxidase activity
Source: RefSeq, a predicted model, not a curated record
CAUUCCUGUGUUCUGUUUUCAGCCUAUUUUGCAAUGCAGGUGAUCUACGCCCGUCGGAAGUACAAGAUUUCCCCUCCUGGAACAACAGGUCACCCUGAAUUUGAGCGGACCUUCAGAGCUCAGGCAAACUGCUCAGAGUACUUCCCAAUCUUCAUUUCCCUCCUCUGGGUUGCUGGAAUCUUCUUCCAUCAAGGUGUGACUGCAGCCUGUGGGCUCCUGUACCUCUACACCCGCCUCAGGUACUUCCAGGGCUACGCCGUGGCGGCGCAGGGACGGUUGGGACCACUGUAUGCCAGUGCCUGGCUGCUCUGGGUGCUGGUGGGGCUGGCACUGGCUGGGCUCCUGGCACACUUCCUGAGGCCCAGCUCCUCCACAUGGAUGGCAGCACUGGUGUGGCCUCUCCAGCUCUGUGGUGCCUGGUGAGAGGCGCCACAGCUCUCCCAAAACCGUGUUGCUCCUGGCACAGGGGAGCCAGUCAUGUAGCAUCAUCAGAGAGAGAAUAUUUCCCUGCCUCUGCAUUCCCUGCUGAAGGGAGAUGGAUGCUGGCACUCCUCUGGUCUUCAGAGAUAAUUUCCCUCCUAGAAAGCAAAUGCUUUCCAGCCCCUGCCCCUGCUGAGGAGCUUCACUGCUGGGCUUUGUAGCACUGUCUGCUCCAAAAUGCCUCUGGCUCUGCCUCAUGGAGCACAGAUUGACCCACAUGCUGUCAUCUCUCCUCCUUACUGCUGUAAUGAUCUAUGUUGAAGAAUCAUACCAUGGAUAUAAAAAAAAUAAAUUCUUUUUCUGACUAGAAA